AUGUUCGUUGACGGCAUGCAGCAAACCCAUCAGCCAUCAUCCUGUCAAUCGGAAGACCAAGAGCAGCACGAAUGGCUUGGUCAUGGCAGUGUCGCGGCUGAGCCUUGCAACGCGCUUGAUGGCUCGCUGACUCCCACCCGGUCAUGCUUGGCUAAGCCGCCAGACGGCCAACCGAGCUUCGAUCAUCAGGCCGCACUCCUCUAUCCUGCGAGUGACUACAGCAAUUUCCUGAGCAACUACCUCGUCAGCCAUCCCUCAAUCCCUGCUGGUCUCCCACAUGACUCCUCCACUCGGCCCUACCCCGUCUCCAACCAUCCCUCUUAUCUCAUCCACUCCCCACAGCAGCUGCCCGUGCGUCCUGCCGCGGCCGGCCGCCGAGCCACUGUUUCCUCAGUUCCUUCCCGUCUGCCUUAUAACUGUUCCUCGGCAUUCCUCCAAUCCCAGUAUGCUUCCGAGCCGCCCCCGACACUCGAUGCUGCUUACAAUCUCCUUGCCGGAUGGGGAGAUGCUCCAACUUGCUUCCAAGCUCUGAGCCACUCGGCUCAAGAGCAGCUGCUCGAGUCUUCUUAUAAGGAGGCCGACUUAGUUAUCAAAAAUGAGGGUAUUGGCCCCGAGCAAUACAUUCUGUCUGGCGGCUCUCAUUCCUCUUGCGCCAACCAAGCCUUUGGUGGGCCUUCCCGGCCGGAUGGCUUGGAGUCAGACCUCCCCUUCGCGACUCCUCAUCACCGUCACAGCCUUCAGCAGUGGGACUAUCCAUCCAAGAACUCGGAUCUUUCCCUGCUUCAAUCCACCGUACAAGCUGGUCUUGACUUUCAACCUAGCCCUGCCUUGUUGGCAGCAUCGUCCCAUCAUCUUGCACAUUCCCUGCUCAACUCAAACCAAACAAGUCCUGCAUCUGCCCACUUCAUACCUCCCCCUGCUGCUCAACCCACCCAAUUAUCCCCAGAAUGGAAUCCCGGGUCUGCCUACCUCCCCUAUGAUCCUUCCCAUACCUACACCCAGCCGAUUUUCAAUCAUAACUGGGAGCAAUCUAUGGAACCCAAUUCCGGCCUAUCCUUCAUGGAUAACGGCAUGCCAUUUGUGGGCUCGAAUUCACCUGUUCUGGCUCCCUGUCACCCUGAGCCGCGCCGUGUGUCGGACCCAUCACCUGUUGCACCGAUUGCACAGCGCCCUUGGGAUCCCCGUCAACGUUAUUCGAUUGCUAAUAUUCCCUGUCACCUAUCCUUGGAAGGCGACUCGCAAUAUUUUGAUUCCCUGAAACCCCUUCACGACCUUCCUGCCUCAUGCGCGGGUUCUUCGCGUCAUAGUGAUAGUUUUUCUACCACGGCCUCUCAGCUCAAUUCGGGUGAACUUAAUACUCCCUCAACCGGCAGCUUUGGCAACGAGGUUUCCGACCAAUGGGCCCAGUUGGCUCUACAACAUUUUGAAGAACAGGCGGCUUCCUUUGGAAAUUUAGACUUUUCUCAUAAUGUAUCUCUUGCCCCUAUUGAUCACUCUUCCGCUCAUCAAAAGUCACCCUCUUGCCGUUCCAAAUCCAGUGGUUCUCCAUCAGCGCAGGAGGGCUCUACCGGACUAGGCGGGCCUUCUGGCUCUGAUUUAGAUACAGAUAGCAUUCAAGCGGUUACCAAGCCCGUCGAAAAACGAGGUAGAGCAGCCACUCUUUCCGAGAGCCAUACAGAUUCCUCUCUACCCCUUGACUCGUUUACCGCGUCAAAUAGAGCGCAGUUUACGAGUGAAUACAUGGAUAUUUUCCGACAACAAAGCGGGCAACUUCCGUUCGGUUUAGCGCCUCUUCCCCAUCGUUCGAUUUCCCCCUACGCGCCAUCCGCGGUUUUCCCGACCCAGGUCGAUUUUUCGCACCUUUCACAACAGGGCAUCAGUCCUUUCACCGAAUCAUUCCAACAGUGCUCCUCCGUUGAGACUCCGCUUCUUCCCCAGCACGGCUCCCGAGAAGCGCAGAUCCAACAACAAAAUCGUCUUCGGAGAUUGACCGUCAUGACCCAACCUAUGUGGCCCGAAAGCCAUACUGAUGGAGCAGGGGCUCUCCAAUCCUCUCCUUCAGCUUCAUUCCGUGGUUACCAUGAUCGAGUCGAGUGUCAGCUCAGCAGCAGUCCCGAAAAGCAGCCACUUGCAGAGUCAGGCAAUCGGGGUGGAUUAGUGAGGAAACGAAAGAGCAUGAAGAACCAAUACCCGCUCACUCAAAUCGCUGUGCCUGAGGAGCCCGAGCAAGAGUCCUCUGGGAACGGAUCGGAUGAUCUGUCUACUGGGCUUCUGUUUCAAGAAGUUACCUUCGCACAACACGAGGAAGGGAUGAGUCAAGAGAGUCAAGACUCAGCGGAAGGAUGUGGACAGCCAACUGGGGGCUCGAGUCCGGCGUAUACUCUCACCCGAUUUGGAGGGAUCGGACAGGGUCGGUCGGCCCAUCCACCCGGCUUGAAUGGGUCGGUCAGGCCAUCGAGCCUCGAUCUGGCCGGGGUCGUCGACGAGACGGGCGAGAUGAUGGUGCCCUGGAAACAAGACUUGAGGUGCGAUGAAGACCUCUAUACGCCGAUGUGGUGUCGCGGUCAGAACGAUAAAAAGGAAGGGUUUUGCGAUAUGUGUCGAGGCGGGGCUUGGUUUAGACUCAAGAAUAGUGCUUAUUGGUAUCAUAAGCAGUAUUUCCAUGGAGUCAGUUCGACUACCGGUCAUUACUUCUAUCCACCCCAGGAGAUCAAGCGCGGUUUCUCGACGGCCAACCGGCAACAGAUCUUAGGGAAGUGUCACGAAUGUGAGGAAUGGGUCGGUUUUUCCUCGAUCAUUGGUAACGGGAUCGUCCACAAGAAAAACCACCACCACCACCAUCAGCAGCAGCAGCAGCAGCAGUUGGGAACCGAGCUCGUCGACGAGGAUCCCGGGUCCGCUAGUCAUUGGAUCAUCGACCAUGACGACCCCGCCUCUGCUUCUAAUAAGGUCCCCACACUUUGGUAUAAACAUGCUCAUAAAUGCCAUCGUCAUCAGACUUGUAAAGGCGCCAAAGGUCGUAAAAAAGCUAAACGAUCUUGA
Puccinia graminis f. sp. tritici CRL 75-36-700-3 is the source of this 3042-nucleotide messenger RNA. RefSeq lists its product as uncharacterized. The transcript has 4 exons. Bases 1 to 3042 code for a protein of 1013 amino acids. The record is from RefSeq and is a predicted model, not a curated record. Lineage: Eukaryota; Fungi; Basidiomycota; Pucciniomycetes; Pucciniales; Pucciniaceae.